CGGCGUCCGCUCCCCACCCCGCCGCCCCUGCACAGCUGCUCGCCAGCUCCCGCCGCCCCUAGCUCCUACCCCUACCGCCAGCAACUCCCGCCGCUGUCCAGCUCCCGGACGCGCGCGGCCGCGGCGGCAGCGCGCGGCAGCGGCGGAGCGCACGGCCGCGGAGGCAGGGCGACGGCGGCAGCGCGCGGCCGCGUGAGGACGAGGCGUCUCGGAUCGAAGACGACGGCGGCCGGCGGGCGCGCGACGACGACGGUGGCUGGUGGGCGCGACACAGCGGCGGUAGCUUCCCCACGGCGACGGCAGCUCUCACCCGUUUAACCCUCCCUUCUCCCCUCGACCUGUCGUCGUCUCGUCGACCACCCCUCCGGCUCUCCCACCAUCCCGCGAUCUACCGGCCGCCGCUGCCAUGGCUUUCGCCGCGCGGAGGAGGGUUGCCACCAGCCUCUCCGACCACUUCUCCCGACACCUCUGCCCCUCCAUCUCGCACCUCAUCCCGCCCCACCACGACCGCUCCGAGAGCCCCUCCUCGGCCGCCCCACCUUCACCUCAAUCACCACCCGCAAAGCCGUUCCCCUCCUCCCUUGCUCGGCCGUCGAGAUCCCGAGCCCUUACCAGCCUCCACCUCCCCCUUCCCUUCGCACUCCACCUCGCGGCGCACCGUAACCUCUCCACGACCUCCUCCGCAUCAGCACCAGACGUCGAUGUCGCGGCACGCAUGCUCACCGAAGCCGCCUCCUCGGUCCCGGUGUCGGAGCUGCUCUCGGACGAAGUGGUUUCUGCCGCAGCCUCCGUACCCGUGACUCCAGCGCCGUACGCGGGGGAGGUGGCUGCCGCAGCAGCCGAAUCAUUUCCCCCAGUCGCCGCCCUGCAAUACCUCCUGGACGCCGUGCAGUCCUUCACUGGCCUCAACUGGUGGGCUACAAUUGCGCUGACAACACUGCUGAUCCGGUUACUGACAGUCCCAUUGCUCAUCAACCAGAUGAAGUCCACGAUGAAGUUAAAUGACUUGAGACCAGAAAUUGAAGCCAUCAAUGAAGAGAUGCGAAAUUCAACUGAUCCAAGAUCAAUGGAAGUGGGGAAACAGAAAUUGGGCGAGCUAUUCAUUAGACAUGAUGUGACUCCAUUUACGCCAUUGAAGGGUCUAUUCAUACAGGGGCCCAUAUUCAUGAGCUUUUUCUUUGCUAUAUCUAACAUGGUUGAGAAAGUCCCUUCUCUUAAAGGUGGCGGAGCAUAUUGGUUUACUGAUUUGACAAUUCCUGAUGAUCUUCUCAUCCUCCCAGUGUUAACAUCACUGUCAUUUUUGGCUACUGUAGAGCUCAAUAUGCAAGAUGGCAUGGAAGGAAAUCCUAUGGUAGAAUCAAUGAAAAAGUUAUCCAGAUUUUUGGGGGUUAUGGUUGUUCCAUUUACAAUAGGCUUUCCAAAGGCCAUUUUUUUUUACUGGGUCACAUCGAACUUGUUCUCGCUUGUAUAUGGUGUUGUUAUCCGGAAACCAGCCAUAAGGGUAUGGUUGGAUCUUCCUCCCUUGGAAUCUCAGCCCACACCUGCACGAAUGCAAGCCUUAAGCCUCUUUGGUGGACCCAAGCCAAGUCCUGGAGUUUAUUCUCCUAUCGCAGACAAGGAGUGCGAGCAAUCUGGAGUUGGUUCUCCUAUUGCAGACAAGGAGUGCGAGCAAUCUGGAGUUGGUUCUCCUAUUGCAGACAAGGAGUGCGAGCAAUCUGGAGUUGAUUCUCCUAUUGCAGACAAGGAGUGCGAGCAAUCUAGCUCUGUGCUGAGUGAUCGUAUCAGAGAUCUUGAGAACAAGGCGAAAUCUAGAGGUGAAUCUCAAGAGUAGUUCCUGAUUUUUGUGCACGUGGAAGUAAAGAAGCACAGCUCCUUUUGGGUUUUGUAACUUCAUGGUGGGGGGAAGGACACCCAGUAUGUGUGGAUCGUAUUGAGGUUUGAUUUGGGAGAGGUGCCUGUUUUUCAGAUCAUGGGUCCAGUGUCAUUUCAGUGAAUAAAUUGGAGCAAUUGUAGCAUUUGUAAUUGUUUCAUAA
Messenger RNA from Panicum virgatum (switchgrass), 2033 nucleotides. Its product is annotated as mitochondrial inner membrane protein OXA1-like. Bases 407 to 1831 code for a protein of 474 amino acids. The transcript has 9 exons. Gene Ontology annotation, molecular function: membrane insertase activity. The record is from RefSeq and is a predicted model, not a curated record. Gene Ontology annotation, biological process: protein insertion into mitochondrial inner membrane from matrix; mitochondrial respiratory chain complex IV assembly. Lineage: Eukaryota; Viridiplantae; Streptophyta; Magnoliopsida; Poales; Poaceae. Gene Ontology annotation, cellular component: mitochondrial inner membrane.